Messenger RNA from Sorex araneus (European shrew), 1536 nucleotides. Its product is annotated as serpin A3-8-like. The record is from RefSeq and is a predicted model, not a curated record. Gene Ontology annotation, biological process: negative regulation of endopeptidase activity. The coding region runs from base 1 to 1536 and encodes 511 amino acids. NCBI's taxonomy places the organism in Eukaryota, Metazoa, Chordata, Mammalia, Eulipotyphla, Soricidae. The transcript is spliced from 7 exons. Gene Ontology annotation, molecular function: serine-type endopeptidase inhibitor activity.
AUGGUUGGCUUUUGCUCCAGAAAAAUAAGCCUGAACCUGCCCAAGUUCUCCAUCUCUGGCGACUAUGACCUGAAGCAAGUCCUGUCUCAGCUGGGCAUCAGCAGCGUCUUCUCCCAGCAUGCGGAUUUCUCAGGCAUCACCAAGGAUCAGAGACUGAGCAUCUCCCAAAGCAGCUCAGCGGACUCAGGAUUGAGUCCACCUGGGGCCCUGGGCCUCACCAAGGACAUAAGCAUUUCGCACAUCCAAGAGCUAAGGGUGAAGAUGCAGAAAAUAUACCAUGGCCCCCCCGUGGAUAUCUCCAGACAAGUCCACAGAAACAAUGAAUUCACCUUCAACCUCUACAGGCUCUUGGCUGCCCGAGAUCCCUCGAUCAACAUCAUCUUCUCCCCACUCAGCGUCUCCAUGGCUCUGGCCUUCUUGGCACUUGGGACCGGUGGCCACACCAAGACCGAGAUCCUCCAGGGCCUAAAGUUCAACUUCAACGAGACACCUGAGGCCGACAUCUACUGGGGCUUUCAUCUGGCGAGGAGCCUCCUGAACAUGACCAGGAACAUCCUGCAGCUGAACAUGACCACCACCUUGUUUGUGGACCAGCAGCUGGUGCUGAAGAAGGAUUUCCAGAAAAAAGCUCAGGCCCUGUAUGGAGCCAAAGCCACCUCUGUAGACUUCCAAAAUCUCACCACCACCGUGAAGCUCAUCAAUGACUAUGUGGAGCAGAAAACAAACGGGAAAAUCCUGGACGUGGUACUAGACUUAAACAAACAGACCAAGAUGCUUUUGGUGAACUCCCUCCUCUUCAAAGCCAAGUGGAUGACGCCCUUUGACCCCACUAACACCUUCAUGUCAUAUUUCUACGAGAGCGACAUCACCGUGCUGAAGACUCCCAUGAUGAGAGCUGAUAACCUGGAGGUGUUCUACUUCCGGGACGAGGAGCUCUCCAGCACCUUGGUUCAGCUCCCAUACACGAGUAGUGUUGCCUUAGCUCUCCUCAUCCUCCCUGACCAGGGUAACAUGUCCAGGGUGGAGGCUGCACUGCUCCCAGACACGCUCCAACGCUGGAGGAAGUCGCUGAAAAUAAGGACGGCAAGCUUGUACCUGCCCAGGUUCUCCCUCUCCGAGGUCUAUGACUUGGAAGAAGUCCUGCCUAAGCUGGGCAUCGCCAAGGUCUUCUCCCAGGAGGCGGAUUUCUCAGGCCUCACCCCCGCCAGGAACGCGAGCCUUUCCAGGGUGGUCCACACAGCUCUGCUGGAUGUGUCCGAGAAUGGCUCUGAAGGAACUGAAGGAGAUGCCACCACAGGAAAUGAACCUAAUCCUCUUGGCACAAGUCCAAAUAUUAUAACUGUGAACUUCAACAGGCCCUUCUUGGUGGCCGUCAUCUCAGAGGACACACAGGGCAUCCUCUUCCUGGGCAAAGUGGCCAACCCGACCCUGCCUGGAGCAAGGGUGAGGCUCAUGUCUGCCUCGGUGGACCAUAACUGGGCAUCCCUGCAGCUGGGCACCCACAAGUGGGUCCCCCAUGCUGCUGACACCCCAUAG